AUAUCAAGUAUAAGCCUUCUACAAGAUGAAAAAGACAAGGAAGGAAGGCGAGGAAGGCGUCCUAGAAUUCCAUCCCCAAAAUUCAACAUAUUAAACAUAUUAUAUAAAAAUUACCGAGUAUUAGAAACAAUUUUUACAAUUAAUGAUUAA
This is a messenger RNA of Dentiscutata heterogama, 150 nucleotides long. The record is from the annotation of a GenBank genome assembly. Lineage: Eukaryota; Fungi; Glomeromycota; Glomeromycetes; Diversisporales; Gigasporaceae.